Molecule: messenger RNA, 2382 nt
Organism: Syzygium oleosum
Lineage: Eukaryota; Viridiplantae; Streptophyta; Magnoliopsida; Myrtales; Myrtaceae
Product: receptor kinase-like protein Xa21
Exons: 3
Coding region: 1-2382 (793 amino acids)
Biological process (GO): protein phosphorylation
Cellular component (GO): plasma membrane
Molecular function (GO): protein binding; protein kinase activity; ATP binding
Source: RefSeq, a predicted model, not a curated record
AUGGAGAAGUUCAUCUCUUUAGCAUUUCAUCUUUUGCUCGCUUCCCUAGUGAUGUUUCAGCCUGCCAUUUGCUCCAGCAACUUCACUGAUCAAGAUGCGCUCCUCCGCUUCCAAUCAGCGAUCGAGGUCAACCCGAUGAACACCAUCAAAGGCGGCAAUUGGACCGCGGAAGCAAACUUUUGUGAAUGGAUUGGUGUCGUUUGCAGCAACCGCAGGCAGAGAGUCAUGGCUUUAGACCUCUCGCACGACAUUACUUUGGCCAAGGCCAAUCUCACAGGUUCAAUUCCUCCAACACUUUUCAAUGGAUCGCUCACCGAUGUCGACUUUAUGUAUAAUAAUCUCUCAGGGAGUCUUCCCUCCGAUCUUUGCUCCCGCUGGCCUAACAUUCGGAGGCUUUUGCUGUCUUACAACGAAUUCAGCGGCAUGCUACCAGAGACGCUAACCCAAUGCAAAGAGCUUCUCGUGUUGUCGUUGUCACACAAUCGUUUUCAGGGAAGCAUUCCUCGAGACAUGGACAGCUUGCAAAAGCUGCAGGAGCUCUAUCUCGGCAGUAACAACUUGACUGGCAUGAUUCCUCGAACCAUCAGUAACAUGUCAAGCUUGCGCAUGCUGUACGUAGGAAUUAACCACAUCGAAGGGGACAUUCCGAGUGAGAUUGGCAAGUUGGUCAAUCUGAAUGAAAUGAGCCUUCAGAAUAAUCUGCUAACGGGCGAAGUGCCAGAGGAGGUUUUUAACAUUUCUUCUCUACAAGUGCUUUCUUUGAGGGGCAAUUCCCUCUCCGGAAGCCUUCUCCCGAGUAGCGAACUAAGCCUUCCAAAUUUGGAAAUACUCAUUCUCUCGGAUAAUGGCUUUGGUGGCAACUUCCUACAGUAUAUUUCGAAUUUUUCGAGCCUAAUCCGUUUCGAUGCUGGGAAAAAUCAACUCAGCGGACCCAUACCCACAAGUUUGGGCAACUUGAAGAACCUCAGACUCUUUGCGGUUGCAUCAAAUCAGCUAACAGGAGAGACUGAUGGUUCGGAGCUUGGUUUUAUCUCUGCUUUAUCUAAUUGCCAAUCGCUUGAAAUUUUGAUUCUGGAAGAUAACCCGCUUCGUGGCUCCAUACCAGAAUCUAUCAGAAACUUGUCCAGUUCCUUACAAUUUCUAUUCGCUCCAUACUGUCAAAUAAGAGGUCACAUUCCGGGCGAAAUGGGUUUCCUAAAGAGCUUGACUUUCCUAGAGUUGAGUGACAACGAUAUAGUGGGCAACAUCCCAUCAUCGAUCGGAGGACUAGAAAGCCUGCAAAGGCUGCAUCUUGAUAACAACCAUCUUGAAGGACCGAUCCCCAAUGAGAUAUGCAACUUCACAAGUUUAGGAGAGUUGCUGCUCCGGCAAAAUAGGAUAUCGGGAUCGAUCCCGAAUUGCAUUGGAAACCUGAGCAGGCUUCAAAAGUUUACCUUAAGUUCAAAUAACAUGACAUCGGUUAUACCUGUUAGCCCGUGGAACCUUGAAGAACUAAUCUUCCUCAAUCUGUCACUCAAUUCUUUCAAUGGAGGACUACCACUUGACAUGGGGAAAAUGAGAGCUAUAAACAGCAUUGAUCUUUCUUGGAACCGACUCACCGGUGCCAUAUCCAGUUCCAUCCAGGAGUUGAAGAGCCUUUCUUCUCUCAAUUUGUCAAGGAACUCGUUUCAAGGAUCCAUACCGCAAGCAAUCGGCAACCUCAAAGGAUUGGAUUUCCUCGACCUCUCCUACAAUGAGUUAUCAGGCGCAAUACCCAAGUCCAUGGAAGGACUUACAUAUCUGCAAAAUUUGAACUUGUCCUUCAAUAAGCUACCAGGAGAAAUUCCUAAUGGCGGACCCUUCGCAAAUUUCUCAGCUCUCUCGUUCAUUGGGAAUGAAGCACUAUGUGGAAAUGCGGCUUUUCAAGUCCCACCUUGCAAAGAAAAUGGAAAGAAAUCAUCAAGGGACAUGCCACUCCGGUACUAUACAUUAUGGUUCCAACUAAAACAUCAGAACACUGGCAAAAAAGCUCCAGUUUCAGUGGAAAACCCGCCUAGAAUUGAACACCCGAUGAUAUCAUAUCGGGAGCUUUGCUCUGCUACUAACAACUUCAGCGAAAGCAAUUUGCUCGAAGCAGGAUGCUUUAGCUCUGUAUGCAAAGGGACUCUAGUCAUUGGGACAGACAUCGCUAUUAAAGUACUGAAUCUCCAUAUUGAAGGUGCUAUCAAAAGUUUCGACGCAGAAUGUGAGGUUUUCUGCAAGAUCAAGCAUCGGAAUCUCGUCAAGGUGAUUAGCACCUGCACGAACACCAAUCUGAGAGCUCUGGUGCUGCAAUACGUGCCCCACGGGAGCUUGGAGAAGUGGCUUUAUUCCAACAACUAUAACUUGGGUCUCCAUCAGUGA